This is a messenger RNA of Penaeus chinensis, 1060 nucleotides long. RefSeq lists its product as uncharacterized. The record is from RefSeq and is a predicted model, not a curated record. The transcript has 3 exons. The coding region runs from base 112 to 816 and encodes 234 amino acids. NCBI's taxonomy places the organism in Eukaryota, Metazoa, Arthropoda, Malacostraca, Decapoda, Penaeidae.
AUUUGCCCGUAGUGUCGAGGUAUCUGUGAGUGUAAUCUAGCUUGAGAUUAUACAGUCGUACCAAAUUUCAUAUUAUUAUUUUGCUGACUGCUGACUUAAAAGGCUAAGAUCAUGGCAGGUCAGUUUCAACUCGAGAUUCUCCUCUUCCUUGGGCUCUUGGCUGCACUCGCCACGCCCCAGACUCCGCCCAUUUCCGGCCACACCCCCCACAUGCUGAAGGCUGAAAGUCUGAACUGUGGUGAUCCGAAGAGAGUCGUUGCCGCUGCGAAUUUCACCAUCGAUGCCAUCAACGCUUUUAAGAAUGAUUUUACAGAACAUGAGUUUGGUGUCUCUUGGGAUCACCUGAACUCGGAAACAAACCCCGACGAUGACUACUUCCUCCUGCUCGUCUGCGAUCUGGAUGACCACUGCCUCCGGGUGCUGCCAAACAUAACGUCGAGGUCCCACCAGCCUCCGCAGACCCCAGAGGACGCACGGAGGAUCCUUGUCGAGGUCUUAGGACACAGCCAGCGGUAUGCCCUUGCCCUAGAGACAUUCUUCUUAGAUCAGAGUCUGUACGAAGACGUAUUUCUUCGCCAGGUAGACAAUGUCCACAGAUACCUUGAGGAUCUCAUUAGGAUUCUCUUGGAGGAUGUAGGAGCGUGUCAACUCUCUCCCAGCGAACAAAUGAUCAACAGCUUUAUCCAGAGGGUGUUCCACGGCGUCCAGGAAGACCCAAGGAAGCUCCGGGACUUUGCUGUACUACGCCAGUGCCUCCUAGGGAUGCGCUUUAUUGCGGAUGUUUUUUCUGGUGGUAUCUGGCAUCAAUACCAGUAACCGUUAACCUGUGGAAUAAAUAUUCACAACAUUUUCCGGGAUGUCUAAUUUCCUAAAUACAUUGGUACCCACAUAAAUAGAUGAAGACUUCUUCAUUCAUGCAUUAUUGUCUGCGUCUCCAAAUCAGUAACUUGAGUGUCUCUCUCUUGUAUAUCGAUCACUAUGCAUGUAACCAGAAUGUCUGCAUAUGACUGACUUCAUGAUGUACAGAAAUAUUGUCCCUCGAAUAAAAUUGUUUCCCUAU